This is a messenger RNA of Anguilla rostrata (American eel), 2651 nucleotides long. Its product is annotated as ADP-ribosylation factor-like protein 6-interacting protein 4. The record is from RefSeq and is a predicted model, not a curated record. Lineage: Eukaryota; Metazoa; Chordata; Actinopteri; Anguilliformes; Anguillidae. The transcript has 9 exons. Bases 1093 to 1383 code for a protein of 96 amino acids.
CUGUGUAUGUGUCUUGACUUGUCUCGCACCGAUUUAGUAGCUGAAAAGCAGUCAGGUUGCAGGGCGGACGGAUGUCGAUGUGUACACACACAAACGGUAUCUUUCUUUCAAUCUCCCUGAAGAAGUACCUAGCUCGGAAGGGGGGGUGCAUACCCAUUUUUUGCUACUGUUUUCAUUAUGACUGCAUGCUUGUUUCCGCUGGGGAGAAAUGUCUGUCUGUAGCAUUAGAUGCUUUCAUCCGAAGUGACGCACAAUAAGUACGUGCCGAAGACCAGCAGAAGAAAUACAAACGCAGGUCAGAACAUCACAUCCCGGUGAGCUGUUUGUGAGAUGACUAGGGGGAGAAUGACGGAGUGUAGCUCCGUGGGUAAGGAACCGAAAGGUCAUAGGUUCGAUUCCCGGGAAAGGACACUGCCGUUGUACCCUUGAGCAAGUCACAGACGUGUCUGAGGCAGUGCAGAAUGCUUCUCAGGGGGUCACUACUGGGCUUCUGUGACAGUUUGGCAUCCUGGACCCUGAAACCUUCCAGCUAGAGAUGCCCUUGAUAUCCCAUGAUGCAGCGCUGUGGCAUAAGGGGAAGGAGCUGGUCAGAAUAUGGAAGAAAAGGGCAGCCCCAGUGGAGGGUGAACCUGUCUGCUCAUUAGCUGAUGACCACCAUGGGUCUCCAUAUCAGCUACAAGGUGCUAGCGCCACUCUGCGCUACAAGCUCCCUGUCCUCUGGACUGUGUGGAUCUCUCUCUGCUGAUUCGUUACGCAAGCUUGUGGCUGUUCACGUACGGAGGCGCCAGACGGGCCAGCGCGCCGUAGCAUCUGAAGCACGCUCUCGCGCCAGGCUGCGUCUGCCGGACUCAUCCGUCCAUCCGUCGGUUCCUCCGUUCGUCCGAUCCGAUCCGGUCCGGUCCGGGGCUGGGCUGGGCUGGGCUGGGCUGGGCUGGGCUGGGCUGGGCGUACCCGAGAGCGGGUUUUUGGAGGGGACCGGUCGUAGCUUCGCUUCCCUCUUUGGCUCGGCUGGGGCCUCCUGACAUCACCGAGCGACGCUGACGGUCCGGGGGCCACGAACGCCGUGAUCCCGGCGAACAGGUGUCGGCCUGCAUGGAUUCGCCCGGUGAGCUCAGCUUCGUCUCGGAGCAUGACUCCGACUCCGACUCCGACUCCUCUGACUCCUGCGCUCGCCGGCGGAGACAGAGAAAAAAGAAGAAGGAGGAGGAGGAGAAGAAGAAGAAGAAGAAGAAAAAGGUGAAGACGAAGAAGUCGGAGGGCGGUGUCGCGGCGAAUCCCGCGCUUCCCAGCGGCGGCUCGGGCGGGAGGGAGACGCCCAGGAUCGCCGAUGGCCCGACGGCGGGACAGACAAACGGGGCCUUCGAACCCGACACUGAGGGCUGAAGGCAGCCCGAAUCACUGAAAAAAAAAGCCUUUUAGCGCAUGCAAAAACCAACAACGCGACCAGUGAUUGGCCGUCGUAUUCGUUUCGGACCAAUCGUUGGUUGUGUUACUAGCUUUUUUGUGUGCUAAGAGGGUUUUGGACGUGUCAAUGGACUUGGUAAAUUGGUCUGCUACUUGGGAAAACCCCCUUUGAUCUGAUUUGGAAAAACUGCCAAACUGACAGGACGCUGUGGGGUUUAAACUGAAGAUUCCCUCCCCUGCGCAGUUCAGCGGGGCGUUCUUUCUCCAGAACUUUCUCCAGAACUGGUUCCUGGAGAGCUACUCGAUGACUGAUAGCUGCCUCGAAGUAGGUGAACUAAACCAGGAAGAAGCACGGGAGAACGGGAUUGCAAGGAAUGUCGAACUGCUUCGGGACGUCGAAUCACCUGACAUCCUCGGAUAAAAUCAUAGACCUCUGCUGGAAACUGCAUUUGCUUCCUUAGCAAAAACAAUUAUGCUGUGUUACAUUGUAGAGCUCUUCAGCAAAUUAAGCCAGAGCUGUUUAACAAAAACUGCGCAGACACACACACCCACACAGUUUCACACACACACACACACACAAACACCACACACACACACACAACACACCCACACACACACACACACACAACACACUCACAGUUUCUCACUCACUCACACUCUCAAACACACACACAAACACACUCACGGUUUCUCACACACAUACGCACUAACACACCACACACACACACACACACACACACACAGUCACAUAUGCACACUGGCCAUUCACUAUAGCCAUGACUUAUACCAUGAAGUGAGAAUUUUUUUUUUGUGUGUUAAGCUUGAAAGGCACAGGUAGAGCAGGUAGAUGAACAGCAUGAAUCUCUGUUCUUUACCUGCCUUUGUCACCUUACAGUAAUUCACCUGACAGCUCAGUCUAAUUCAAACAGCAGCUUUGAAAAGCCCCCCUCCUAUAUGCACAGAGCUGAGGUUUUACAUUCUGGCUUGUCUGACACAUAUGGUGCUGGUGCUGACUGGAGAUUACACUUUGAGUUUGUGACAAAACUCUAGUUCACAAGACAUGUGUGAAGCUGUCAAUAGCUGCUGGAUAUUUCAAGAGAUUAGACUGAGGACAGUUUUUUGUGUGAUACUUUACAUUAUUUUUUUAAGGUUUCAAGUUAAUGGUUUGUUUUGGUUCAUCGUGAUUAUUUUUUGUUAUGCGUCGUUUGAUUCUUUUUGCCACAAAUAAAAAAAAAAUUUGAUACAUA